Dendroctonus ponderosae (mountain pine beetle) is the source of this 2520-nucleotide messenger RNA. RefSeq names its product kinesin-like protein KIF19 (gene Kif19A). Gene Ontology annotation, molecular function: ATP binding; microtubule motor activity; microtubule binding. Lineage: Eukaryota; Metazoa; Arthropoda; Insecta; Coleoptera; Curculionidae. The coding region runs from base 126 to 2432 and encodes 768 amino acids. The transcript is spliced from 16 exons. The record is from RefSeq and is a predicted model, not a curated record. Gene Ontology annotation, biological process: microtubule-based movement.
GCAGUCGGUUGUUUACAUCGCGACAGUAAGCACGAAGCUUUUGGUCCAACCAAUUCUACAAGUGCGUUUAAUUUUGAUUAACGAAAUACUUUCACUCUUGAUUUGCAAAAAAAAUUGAGUGAAAAAUGAGUCCAGAGACACCCAGUUCUUCGGGUAGUGACACAUCGAGACCACCGUUGAAACCAGCAGAAGAAAGGCUGAUGGUGGCUGUAAGAGUUCGACCAUUAAAAAAUGAUGAGCCGCAUAGAGUUUUAUAUGCAGCUGAUAGAAAGAGUGUCAUAUUGGAAGACAGUGACAAAAGCGAUGCAAUCAGGCAAAAAAAGGGAGUAGAAAGGCAUUACACAUUUGACGUAGUUUUUAACGAGACAUCUUUUCAAGAAGAAGUAUAUGAUGUUACUACCAGAAGUUUGGUCAAGGACGUGUUAAAUGGAUAUAAUGGAACGGUAUUUGCUUAUGGAGCGACCGGAGCUGGUAAAACUCAUACAAUGGUUGGUGAUAGACAUCAUCCUGGGAUUAUGAUUAGAGCAUUAAAUGAUAUAUUUGAAGCUGUGAAGGAUAAGGAAGACGAAUACUCAGUCACCAUGUCUUAUUUGGAGUUGUAUAAUGAAAAUAUCCGAGAUCUGCUGAAUCCCGCCUCAGGCUACCUAGAGCUAAGGGAAGAUUCCAGGGGAAGGAGCAUACAAGUCUCAGGUUUAACGGAAAUAUCGACCACAAGUACAGACGAGGUAAUGCAACUUUUGCAAAAAGGCAACAAAGCACGCACUGUGGAACCAACAGCCAUGAACCAAACGUCUUCUAGAAGCCAUGCUCUGCUUAGUGUGACCGUUAGGCAUACUGUACCUGUAAAUAAGAGAGAUCAUUUGAGGAUGAGAAUUAAGCAAGGGCGGCUUUUUAUGAUCGAUUUGGCUGGAUCGGAAAGAGCGAACAAGACCAAGAACAGAGGGAAACGGCUUCAGGAAGGUGCUCAUAUUAACAGGUCAUUACUGGCUUUGGGCAAUUGCAUAAAUGCUCUAGCUGGAGGUGCGAGAUACGUAAACUAUAGAGAUUCCAAGCUCACAAGAUUACUUAAGGACGCUCUUAGUGGAAAUUGUAAAACCGUGAUGAUUGCUCACGUGAGUCCAUCAGCUAAUCAAAAAGAUGAAUCUAGAAAUACGUUGAUAUAUGCCGACAGGGCUAAUAAUAUUUCAACAAAAGUGGAACGAAAUGUCUUCGAUGUAUCCUACCAGGUCACUCAGUAUCAGACCGUGGUCAAUGAAUUACGAGCUGAAAUUUCAAGGUUGCAAACUAAAAUGAAAGAAGAACGUCCACGUUCAGCAGAUAUAAGCAAAAUGAACGCGGAAGAGAAGAGUGAAGAAGUCAGAAAUCUUAGAGAACAAAUAGUUGAAACAUUUAAAACGCAAAUGAAACUCAGACGAAAGCUGAUGGAAAUUGAUGCUCAUUUAUUGGGCCUUGGAAUGGAAGCUGAAAGGCAGCAUUUAAUAAUAUCCCACUGGGAAUCGAGAAACAAUAAACUGUACAAAAAUGGGGUGAACGCGAGUAGAGCCAGAACACAACAAAGCAUAAGGAGAAGAAAAUUAGCAACUGCCGACGGUUUUAGAUCCGCAGGCAAUGAAGAAGAUAUGGAUUCAGAUGCAGAUGGAGAAGAAGCAGAUAGUGAAACGGCAGUCCAGCAAGCAUGGGGAGAGCUGGCAGAUAUUGAGAGAGAGCAAGAUAGGUGGACGGAAUUAAGGGGGCAUAUUGAGCUGAAGCUGGAAGCAUGUAGACAAAGAGGCGUUAUGUUGGAAGACAAAUUGCCUUCAUUGCUCUCAUCAGAUGAUGAACGUGAAAUAUUAGCUCUAAUAUGUAGAGUUCAUGAAUUGGAAGCAGAUAAAAUGGCCCUUCAAUCGGAAAGGUUAGUAAGACAGCAUGAAUUGAAACGUCGAGAUUUGCUGAUCAUCAGGUAUGAUCGACAAAGGCAAUUGUGCGAAGAAAUUAUUACUCGACAGCGGCAACUGAUCGAAGAAGCAAAAGUAAAACUGCCAUCUGACCUGCAAGAACUAUAUCAGAUGUAUCAACAGGAAAUUCAUGCGGCCACUUAUACCGACUUCAACCCUCCUUCCACGGCUGGCGGUUGUUCAAUAGAUAAACUUCCUCCCAUAAGUAAAAUUUACAGCGAUCCCAUGUUUAGACCAACUUUAACAUCAGAUCCAAGUGUCUCUCCUCCUUCUUCAUCAGAAAGUGGAGGAGACGAGAACAUGCCUAAGGAGUCCAGCAUAGAUAGAGUCAUGGGACAUGUAGUUACUAGACCAGGAGCUGCAACGCGAUUGCCACCUUUACCUCCAAGUCCUCCUAUUCGGUUGAGCAGUAUCUCAAAAGAUUCGGCACAUAUCAUGCGAAGAGCUAUCAGCGAGGACAGGAUAGCAAACACUCCUGGGCCUUCGUCGAAAGAUUAAUUUAAUUACUUAAGUCACUUGUAAAUACACCAGUAAUUAUUUAUAUUUUUAAGUAAAUUGAUAUUUAUUAGUAAAUUUGUAAUUGAUA